Molecule: messenger RNA, 267 nt
Organism: Rotaria sp. Silwood1
Lineage: Eukaryota; Metazoa; Rotifera; Eurotatoria; Philodinida; Philodinidae
Source: the annotation of a GenBank genome assembly
AUGGUAUGUUAUAUUUGUUUACAACAUAAUGAUCAUAAUGUUGUAUCAAGUUCAUUAGAAACGCUUGAAAUUAUACUUAAAUAUUCAAAUAUAUUUGAUUUUGAUCAAUUAUUAACUUCAACCCAAAUUGGAUCUAUAGAAGAGAUUCGUGUUGGUGAAGCCUUAAAAACAGCUUAUUCAACAUAUCAAUGUUGUUUUAUUGAAAUGAAUGAUAAAUUCGAUUCAACAUCAAUGAUUAAUAAUGAAAAACGAACGAUAAGCUGCUAA